UCGAAGAAGAAGACGAGCGUAUGCCUGGGCAAGACUGACUUUCCAGCCCGCAACUGCAGCAAGGACGGAACUCGGCAUUUGACGGACGGCACCUUCACCGUCUCGUUCGUUCUCAAAGCUCAACGUCUGCGCUCUCUCAGCAGGUUCGUCAUCGGAUUCGCAAGAUCCUCCAUGACCAGCCGCUCGCAAUACAAGCCUCCGUUCGAGGAGGAUCCAUCGAGAGCCGCUCCGCACCCACCGGCGCUCUCCAAGAAGGCUGCCUCCGUGAGCAAUGCGCGGUGCGGCGGGUACACUGGUACUGCUGCUGUGGCAGGGGCUGCCGCCGGGAUCAAGGGGCGUCAGCGAUCGUUGAGAGGCGUCGGAGGCGAGCGACGAGACCUGGCCCUUGGAACAAAUGUCGCCGAACAGCCGGGUAUCUGUGCCAGUGGAGCAAGGCAGAGCAUUGUCGGAGACGAAUUGCAGAGGCACGACGGCACCACGUCUCUGCAGCGUCUCGCACAGCGCAGCCCCGGCCGGACCUGCCUGGUCUUCACGUCGAGCCUGAUUUUCCUCGGUGUCGUACUGGCCGCACUGUGUCUGGUAAUGUUCACUAGGAACGCGUCCAGGAGCGGGGACGACAGCGCUCGCCGUUUGGAAGUCCGGGACCCCUCCUCGACACAAGUGACGCCUUGCGGAAGAGAGGCCUGCCGCCGCAUGGGGUCGCUGCUCAAAGAAGCCCUCGACACGAGAAACGAUCCUUGCGACGAUUUCCACGCGUACGUGUGCGGCUCGUGGCCAACAAAGCACCCGGGUCAGAGCGUGGCGCAGGCCCUCACCUCUGCUUUCCUGAGCAACGUCUCCAGACGAGCCAAAGCCGUGCGCAUUCCGUACGCGCUGGAAACUAGAAAACAGACCGCCGUGCAGAAAGCCGCGAGGCAUCUUGUCGCGUGCGACGACAUUGUCGCGGAGUGGGACGACCAGACGGCGUACGUGGCAGAAGUCCUGGCAGAAGGCGGCAUCGCAUGGCCGGACGAAGGCGCCGACGCGAACGCUUCCACCGAGUCGGACGUCCUGGAGAGCAUGCUCUACAUGUCUCGGGUCGUCAACAUACCGGUGCUCUUAGAAGUGACCGUGGAGAGCGGUCCCAAGCAACGGGUCGUCAUUAGAAGACCGGAGAACGUGGCCUCGCUUCUGGCGGGAAGCACAAGGCGCAUUAAAGACAUGACGUUUGAGAACUACGAAGAGUAUUUUCGAGCUGUGUACGAGGGUUUCUCACGGCGCAAAAAUACUUCGGACUUUCGAGAAAAAGCCAGCAAAAUGUCACGCUUGGAAACCACGCUGAUGUUUUUCGUGAAAGCUUUGCUCCCAGCUCAUCGCUCGACAACUGAAAAUGGCACAAUGUUCACCGACCUAGCGGGUAUUCAGAGCCUGGCGCCAGCUAUUUCGAAAGAGCGCUGGCUGAAAGCGUUUAGUGCUGUUCUGAAUGGCUCCUACAAUGACCAUGUCCCGGUCGUCGUUCACGAUCGCAGUUAUUCCCGGGCCGUGUUCGCCUUGCACAAGGAGCUCGGUGAGAGCGAUUUUGCGGAACUCUACGGCUGGCUAUGCAUCCAAGUGCUCGUGCCAUUCACCAGCAGGCGCAUCAUAGCCGCAUCGGUAAGUCCUCGUUCUCAAGACGCCGUUCUGGAAACUCAUCGGACGCGCUGCUUUGCCAACAGCGACCGCAUCUUUCACUACGCGCUCGAGUACCCGUAUCUGGACGACGUCGUUACCGUCGAAGUGAGGGAGGACGUUGGCAAGCUGAUGCAGCGAAUCGGCCGAUCUUUCGUCGACGUUCUUUCACGUGCGAGUUCUCCCAUCCUUGCAAACAACUGCACGAGUGACGCCCUCGAGAGAUCAGCAGCAGCCUACACAGGCCUUUUCAGGCGAACGAGGCCUGAGUAUUUUGAAGACGCCUACGAGAGCUAUCCUGACAUGACGCUCAGCGCUGUAACGAACUGGAUAAGAACGGCGCCAUACGUGUCCGCACUUGAUGAAAGGUACAAAUACGACUGCUUCGGAGACAACAAUGGCGAGAGUCUCGAUAGUGCUUGGAGACUGGACGUGGAAGCCAGUUACAUGGACUCACCAUGGUAUGCAGUGGAUGCCCCCAGUGCAAUCAAGAUCGCUGGGAUUGGCUCCAGAAUUGUCGGAAGACUGCUCUCAGACCUCGUUCUGAACAAACAAGCAUGUGAGGGGGCAGUUCUCACCGAAACUGAAGUUAUGUGGCGUUGUAUGUCAGACACCUUGAAGGAGCAGUCCUUGGAUGCUGGCGACAUCAAGAUGGAUGUUGUGUCGGCAAUGCUGACACAUUCUAUUCUCUGGGAGACUUUCAGAAGACAGACAGGACACGGGGUGAACGAGACCAUACUAGAGGAUUAUCCCGACAUGUCUGAAUCGGCGCUGUUCUUCGUCUUCGGCUGCAUAUGGUCGUGCGGAGAAGACCACGAUGCAGCGAAGACACGCUGCAACUUGCCUCUUAGGCAUGACGUGAACUUUGCCGAGACAUUUUCGUGUGCUACAGGCUCGCCCAUGAGGCCUGAAGUUCAAUGCCCUCAUGUCUUCUCGGUGACCGCGUUGGACUAAUUAAAAUCACGUAUUAUAUAUGCUUUAAUGACAGAAGACUGAUGCCAUAUAGCCCCCAACUUUUCUGCUUCAUUGUGUUUAUAUGGGGUGGCAUAAAAAUGUCUCGAUACUGGCUCUGUUUUAAAGAAAGUAAUUUUCUGCGUUCAUUAAAAAUAUUCUAUAACAAAA
Dermacentor albipictus is the source of this 2769-nucleotide messenger RNA. RefSeq names its product neprilysin-1-like. NCBI's taxonomy places the organism in Eukaryota, Metazoa, Arthropoda, Arachnida, Ixodida, Ixodidae. Gene Ontology annotation, cellular component: plasma membrane. Gene Ontology annotation, molecular function: metalloendopeptidase activity. The record is from RefSeq and is a predicted model, not a curated record. Gene Ontology annotation, biological process: protein processing.